Messenger RNA from Hevea brasiliensis (rubber tree), 1640 nucleotides. Its product is annotated as S-adenosylmethionine synthase 1. Gene Ontology annotation, molecular function: ATP binding; methionine adenosyltransferase activity. Gene Ontology annotation, cellular component: cytosol. The record is from RefSeq and is a predicted model, not a curated record. NCBI's taxonomy places the organism in Eukaryota, Viridiplantae, Streptophyta, Magnoliopsida, Malpighiales, Euphorbiaceae. The coding region runs from base 168 to 1349 and encodes 393 amino acids. Gene Ontology annotation, biological process: S-adenosylmethionine biosynthetic process. The transcript has 2 exons.
UUACUAUUACAGCGAGACCAUUUGUCUAUAAAUACGGUGGCAGAGCAAUUCUGUGAGAGUCGCCAAGAGUUCCUAGUUAAAGAGGACUUGUUGAAAGGUCAGCUUCUGCUGUAAUUUGAAAUCUCUAGAUCUGCUCUCUCAAGGGUUUUUCACUAACCGUUGCCAGAAUGGAAACCUUCCUAUACACAUCUGAAUCUGUGAACGAGGGCCACCCCGACAAGCUCUGUGAUCAGGUUUCAGAUGCCAUCCUGGAUGCGUGCCUUGAGCAAGAUCCUGACAGCAAGGUUGCGUGUGAGACUUGCACCAAGACCAACAUGGUCAUGGUCUUUGGGGAAAUCACAACCAAAGCCAAUGUAGACUAUGAGAAGAUUGUUCGCGACACCUGCCGUUCAAUUGGAUUUGUUUCUGAUGAUGUGGGUCUUGAUGCUGACAAGUGCAAGGUCCUAGUUUACAUUGAGCAGCAGAGCCCUGACAUUGCCCAGGGUGUCCAUGGCCAUCUUACCAAGCGCCCCGAGGAGAUUGGUGCUGGUGACCAAGGUCACAUGUUUGGCUAUGCCACUGAUGAAACCCCCGAGCUUAUGCCCCUCAGCCACGUUCUUGCAACCAAGCUUGGUGCCCGCCUCACUGAAGUUCGCAAGAAUGGUACCUGCCCUUGGUUGAGACCUGAUGGCAAAACCCAAGUCACUGUUGAGUACUACAAUGACAAUGGUGCAAUGGUUCCAGUACGUGUACACACCGUUCUCAUUUCCACCCAACAUGAUGAAACUGUGACCAAUGAUGAGAUUGCUGCUGACCUCAAAGAGCAUGUUAUUAAGCCUGUGAUCCCUGAGAAGUACCUUGAUGAGAAGACCAUCUUCCACCUUAACCCAUCAGGCAGGUUUGUCAUUGGUGGUCCACAUGGUGAUGCAGGACUCACUGGUCGUAAAAUUAUCAUUGAUACCUAUGGUGGUUGGGGAGCCCAUGGUGGUGGUGCCUUCUCUGGAAAGGAUCCCACCAAGGUAGACAGAAGUGGCGCCUACAUUGUUAGGCAGGCUGCCAAGAGCAUUGUUGCCAGUGGGCUUGCUCGCCGGUGCAUUGUUCAGGUCUCUUAUGCUAUUGGUGUGCCAGAACCAUUGUCGGUGUUUGUUGAAACCUAUGGCACUGGAAAGAUCCCAGACAAAGAGAUUCUCAAGAUUGUGAAGGAGAACUUUGAUUUCAGGCCUGGUAUGAUUUCGAUUAACCUGGAUCUCAAGAGGGGUGGCAAUGGUAGGUUCUUGAAGACAGCUGCCUAUGGCCACUUUGGAAGAGAUGACGCAGACUUUACCUGGGAGGUAGUGAAGCCCCUUAAAUGGGAGAAACCUCAAGCGUAAAAUUCUUGCCAUCACCAGAAAUCAAUAAUUUGCUUGGCCUUUGCAGCUUCUCUGAAACCAUUAAAAAAUCUUUCUAUUAUUUGCUUGUUUUUGUCUUUAUUUUUUCGAUUUUCCUUUUUGUAUUUUUCUUCCAUAUAUAAAUAUAUGGUUUUGAGUCUUGCUAGAAGAGCCGUCUUCAUGCCUUGUGCGAUUGCUAGGAAAGAAAUUAAGAAUGCAAAAAGAGUCGGCUGCAGAGCAGGACUGUUAUAGUGCCGUUUGUUUGACAAUGGAAUUCUGAUUCAUUCUUUGUUA